Molecule: messenger RNA, 1041 nt
Organism: Hyaloscypha bicolor E
Lineage: Eukaryota; Fungi; Ascomycota; Leotiomycetes; Helotiales; Hyaloscyphaceae
Product: cytochrome P450
Exons: 4
Coding region: 298-1041 (247 amino acids)
Molecular function (GO): heme binding; oxidoreductase activity, acting on paired donors, with incorporation or reduction of molecular oxygen; monooxygenase activity
Source: RefSeq, a predicted model, not a curated record
GGUGGCUCUUGGACCCAAUGUUCCCAGAUUGUCGGGUAGAUUCAAAGAGACACUGGAAAGCUCGUAACCAUGGAGAGAUAUUCUCUGCAAACUCCUUUUGUUUUGCUCGAAUGGUGUCAGAGACUCUAUAUGAGGCUGGCUAAAUCUGACAAUACAGACGCGGUUGUACAGUACAGUCUGGGCCAUUGCGAUCAUCGCUUCGAAGCUGAAGGGUUUGAUCCUAGCUUUCACGAGAUCUCUUUCGCCGCGGGUACUUCCGGGAACAUCAUGUGCCAUAUGAAUUGGAUUCUAAAAUAGAUGCACGCCUUUCCCGAGAGCAUCGCUAUGAGCAUGUUCCUUGAGUUCUCUUCGCUUGCCAUCAACAUCCGACAACGCCUGAACGAAAUUCGUGCAGUUCAAAGGCAAUUGGACGCCAAAGACGUCAGUCACGACAAGGAAUCCAUCUUCCACAGCCUUUUGCAAAGUGAUCAGCCCGAAAUUGAGAAGACGCCAGAGCGACUGGCUCAAGAAUCCGUUCCUCUUGCAGGAGCCGGAACGUAUACAGCUGCUUGGGCAAUGACUCUAGAAGUAGCACUCCCGAAUCCCUUGGCUCAUGUAGCACUCGGUGCAUUGGAACAGCUUCCAUACUUGACUGCUGUCAUCAAAGAAGGACUACGUCUCUCACUUGGCCUUUCUAGCAGACUUCCCAGAAUCAUGGUCGAUAAAAUCAUCAAGUUUCAGAGUUGGGAAAUUCCAACGGGAGUUCCAGUGAGUAUGACAAUCCCCCUCGUACAUCUUAAUGAAAAGACCUUCCUGACGCCCGCUCCUUCUAUCCUGAACGGGUCGCGCAAUUGUCUCGGGAUCAAUCUGGCUUGGGCUGAGCUAUACAUCGGCAUCGGUACAUUGUUAAGGAGGCUUGGAAAGUUAGAGGUUCGCGGAUCCUCGGACCUUGGACGUAUGGAGCUAUUUGAGACUAAUGUGGGCGACGUCGAGGUUGCGGAUGGUCUCUUCCCACUUGUAAAGGCUGGGUCGAAAGGAGUGAGAGUGAAGUUAUUCAAGUAG